UCUCUCGCAUUUGAAAGGGAUUUUAUUCUAUCACAAAGCAUCGCAAACGCCAGCAAGAAUGAUUAAGAAAACGUCCUCGUGCGAAAACGAGUUUGACAUACCGGCCAAGAACUGCCACAGGAUGGUCAUUCUGGGCUCCACGAAAGUUGGGAAGACCGCCAUCAUCUCUCGGUUUCUCAACGAAAGAUUUGACGAACACUAUACACCUACAAUUGAGGACUUUCAUAGAAAAUUCUACAGCAUCCGAGGACACGUUUAUCAGCUGGAUAUUUUGGACACAUCUGGAAAUCACCCAUUCCCAGCCAUGAGGAGACUUUCAAUUCUUACUGGUGAUGUGUUCAUCUUGGUCUUCAGCCUUGACAACAGGGACUCGUUCCAGGAGGUGCAGCGUCUGAAGCGCCAAAUCCACGAGACCAAGUCCUGCCUGCGAAACAAGACCAAAGAGAACGUGGAUGUCCCGCUGGUCAUCUGCGGCAACAAGUGUGACAGAGACUUUUACCGUGAAAUCCAGGAGGAAGAAAUCGAGCAGCUUGUUGGUGGAGACGAGCACUGUGCGUACUUUGAAAUCUCGGCAAAGAAAAACAUCAAUGUGGACCAAAUGUUUCAAACUCUUUUCACAAUGGCCAAACUGCCCAACGAAAUGAGCCCCGACCGGCACUGCAAAGUUACUCUGCAGUACUGCGAUGUGCUACACAGAAAAUCGUUCAGGAGCAAGAAGUGCAAGGAUGGGAACGCGUAUGGCAUCGUGGCACCGUUUGCGCGCAGACCAAGUGUGCACAGUGACUUGAUGUACAUAAAAGAGAAAGCCGUAGGCGGCAGCCAAACAAAAGAAAAGGGCUGCAUCAUCUGUUGACAGUUUAUUUUAAAAAGGACAACGGACUUGUGUAAAAGUUUACGGGGCGUAUCAGCCCUUAUUACUGUGGACGUUUUGGUCCAUGCAGAACCAAGUGCAGCUGUCUCACCUCAUUCUUACAGGCUAUAUUGUAGUAAUACAGUAGAUGCUCUGGAAUGUCUUAGGUCUUAUCAAUGUACCGUAGCCUUUAGUGGCACUUACAAAUGUUUACAUUUUUGCUACCUGACUUGAAUGUAUGUAGCUGAACAAAUAUGAAUUGUAUGUAUUUAUUGUCUACAACUUUUGUACAGAG
Molecule: messenger RNA, 1145 nt
Organism: Periophthalmus magnuspinnatus
Lineage: Eukaryota; Metazoa; Chordata; Actinopteri; Gobiiformes; Gobiidae
Product: dexamethasone-induced Ras-related protein 1-like
Exons: 2
Coding region: 59-853 (264 amino acids)
Molecular function (GO): GTPase activity; GTP binding
Source: RefSeq, a predicted model, not a curated record